Messenger RNA from Pangasianodon hypophthalmus (striped catfish), 9284 nucleotides. RefSeq names its product gap junction delta-2 protein (gene gjd1b). Bases 655 to 1569 code for a protein of 304 amino acids. The transcript has 2 exons. The record is from RefSeq and is a predicted model, not a curated record. Gene Ontology annotation, biological process: cell communication. NCBI's taxonomy places the organism in Eukaryota, Metazoa, Chordata, Actinopteri, Siluriformes, Pangasiidae. Gene Ontology annotation, cellular component: connexin complex.
ACGUGAGAAGGAGGGGUAGAGAGAGCAAAGCAGAAGCCUCGAGAGCGCUGGAGGAGAGACUCGUAGUGACAGAAGGGUCAGAGGGAGCGGUAGAGAGAGAAAGGAAAAAAAGAAUGAAGGGCUAAAAAAAGAAAAAGAAAUGGAAGGAUGAGAGAAAGGGAUAAAGAUGUGGCAGUGAAAUUUCCAGAGCUGGAUAGACACAUCUAAAGAUAGGAAAGAAGAUAAGCAUGGAGUAACUAAUACUCGAUGUCUGUGUGAGGUGUUCUGACUGACGGAGAUUGGGAGAUGCCCUACUGGUGGAUUAUGACAGAUGAAAGUAAGGACGAGUGUGUUUUAGCGUAAGGCUUGAGUGAGGGAGAGCGUAAAGUGUAGGGGCAUCCAGGGUCAACGUGAAGUGAGGCUCGGUUCAGUUCACGCUUCAUCACAUACUCUCUCAUCAUGGGAUUUUAGAAGCUCUCCAUCCACAAGACCUCAUAGUAGGAUCACGCAGUCUCUUCUACCCCUUCUCUCUUUCACUUCCUCCUGUUGCUGAUCAUCUCCAGAGAGAGAAAGAGAGAGAGAGAGAGAGAGAGAACGAGCCUCGUGGAUCCUGAGGAGGUCUGAGGAGCGCCGAGGCAGUACGUAGUGUUCGGUGGAUGCCUCUAGUAUCCAGCCAUGGGGGAAUGGACCAUCCUCGAACGCCUCCUAGAGGCUGCCGUUCAACAGCACUCUACUAUGAUUGGGAGGAUUCUACUGACGGUGGUCGUGAUCUUCCGGAUCCUCAUUGUAGCCAUUGUGGGUGAGACGGUGUACGAGGACGAACAGACAAUGUUCAUAUGUAACACACUUCAGCCCGGCUGCAACCAGGCCUGCUACGACAAGGCCUUCCCCAUCUCACACAUCCGCUACUGGGUCUUUCAGAUCAUCCUGGUGUGCACGCCGAGUCUGUGCUUCAUCACGUACUCUGUGCACCAGUCAGCUAAACAGCGCGAUCGCCGCUAUUCCUUCCUCUACCCAAUGCUGGAAAAGGACUACACCCGAGAAGGCACCCGCAAAGUGCGCAACGUCAACGGCAUCCUGGUGCAGCACCCAGACAGCAGCGGUGGCAAAGAUGAGCCCGACUGCCUAGAGGUCAAAGAGAUCCCUAAUGUAGCACGUGGCCUGACCCACAGCAAGAGCUCCAAAGUACGUCGGCAAGAAGGUAUUUCUCGUUUCUACGUCAUCCAGGUCGUGUUCCGUAACGCCUUGGAGAUCGGCUUCCUGGCAGGCCAGUACCUCUUGUAUGGCUUCAGCGUACCACGCAUUUUUGAGUGUGAUCGCUACCCAUGCCUAAAAGAAGUGGAGUGCUAUGUGUCACGCCCCACCGAGAAGACAGUCUUCCUGGUGUUUAUGUUUGCCGUGAGUGGUAUCUGUGUGGUGCUCAACCUGGCUGAGCUCAACCAUCUGGGCUGGAGGAAGAUCAAGACGGCCAUCCGGGGUGUCCAGGCACGCCGCAAGUCUAUCUGUGAGAUCCGCAAGAAGGACAUGGCGCAUUUGUCACAGCCUCCCAACCUGGGCAGGACCCAGUCCAGCGAGUCAGCUUACGUUUGAUCCUCUAUUACCAUCUUUAAAAUGGAGUCAGGGGGUUGAAUCCUGAUAGUAAGGGAUAGGGAGUAGCCUUACCAAACCAAACCCCAUUUCCACCAACCACUCCAUUCCCAUGUGUUAGAUAGUGUUGUGAUGUUGCAUGAGAGGGAUGAUGGGGAGAGUGCAAGAGGGAGAGUAAACAUAUAUUCUGAGAUUCUUGUUUCUGGAGAGUCUCAAGGAUAAUACGAGGGCUGGGAGAGGACAGAAGAGCGGAAGAGCCGUCAGGAAAAGGUGACAGACUUCCACUGCAACAUGCUACAGGAACAACAAUGUCUUGGAUCACCUUAUAACUACUCCUGUUAUUUUCUGGAAAAAAAAAAUUGCAUGAGAGUGUCAUUCCUGCCAUGGAUCAUUGUCAUGGAAGAAAAUGACUGUUUAUGCUCGGUUUUGUCCCUGAGUCUUGCUAAAGAAAAUAAUGUGGGGUUAUCUAACAGAUAUUUAACAGAUAUUUGCUUCGUUGCUCCUUUUCUUCUCUCCCAGUCUACUUCAUGUAAACUUGAUGGCACCUUUAUAUCACAGUGCCCUGCCCCAAGAUGUCCUCUGUCUUUGUUUUAGUCUAUCAUCCCUACAUAUCGUAUCAUAAAGAAGAGAAAGAGAAAAAAGAGAAAAGUGCACGCAGAAAUGAGUAAAAAAAAUGGUUAUAUCUUUAUACUUUGAGAUAUUAUGUAGUGCCAUGAUUUUAAAUGACUUCAUUUCAACUAUAUAUAUAUAUAAUUCGCUAUUUAGUUACCAAAUCAUUAUAAAAAUAGAAUGAUUUAGCUUUAUCGGAAGAUGGGAUGAAGCUUGUAAUUUAUUCAGAGAUUUCAUAUAUACAAAUAACUCUUAUCUAAUAAUUAUUUCAAAGCUUUUCUUUCUGCAUUUAUGAGGAAAAAAGGAAGCUAUUAUAAAGGUAUGACAUUGAAAAAGGCAUGUUUACAAAGCACACUCUGUUGUGCAAAUGAAAUGUGUUGUUUUGUUGUGAGGGAGCUUUUAUUAUUUGAUUAUUAGCUUUCGUCCGUCCGUGGCGUGUUUCGAAUUGCAUGCCUUUUACGAGAAAAGAAAGAGAGGAAUCAUGCAUGUACACAUUGCACCUUGUUUAUCAGAGAGACGGGGAGAGAGCGGCUGAGAGAGAGAGAACUCACUCAGGGAAGGGGUCUGCUGAUAAUGCUCUUACAGCAAGAUUUCGUUUAGUUCACUAGCCAAAGAGACAAGAGUGCAGAGGACAUGGAGGCAGCCUUGAGGGUUACGUCUAUAAGAAGUGACACGCACAAGCUCGACUGCUCUAAAGAGACUUCUUAGCCUUUAGUGGAGAUAAAGAUGGAAAGGAAUGACAAUACUUAAGACCACUCCACUUUUAGUGUCCUUACUUAGUACUGAGUACAUUUAGUGUCUUUGUGUGUGUGUGUGUGUGUGUGUGUGUGUGUGUGUGUGUGUGUGUGUGUGUGGUCUGAUCCAUUGGUAAUGCUUGGGUUAAAACAAGGUUUAAGGUGUCCCAUGUCCAUGCACACACACAUGUACACACUCGGAGCUAAUAUUUCAAUGAGACACAAUUAGGUCUAUAUUAUCAACACUCGAGCAUAAGUGCUUGAGCAUGCACUCCACAGAUAGUGAUGAAACAGUGCAGAGAGCUAGCACAGGCGUGGAGACAAACCACAGACUGACAGAAAACUGCCAGGAGAAAGUCGGAGGGAAAAAAAAGAGAGACAGUCACAUGUUCUUUUUCUGGUGUGUCACAUACACAAGCCUCUUUGAGAAAGAGGAACUGUUUAGGUUUGGAGCAACAAAAGCUGCAGUCUAGCCAUAACUCAGCUCAUGUUUUAGCUCAUGAUCUCCAGCCAGGAGAAGGUUGAUCUGUAUGUCCUACUUUAAUUAAAAUAGUGAAAUCAAUGUGAUUAAAAGGGCAGAAUGAGUUUAUUUACGUCUUUAACAUCGGUAUUUCGGAUGCUCCUGUUUCUCCUGCAGCCAUUAAGCCAAAAUUUGCUUAGAAUCAAUACAGUGGAAAAGGCAACAAAAUAGAUUUUUACAUAAGGACAGAUUGGAAAUCCAUUUAUUUAACAAAGGCAAAUUUGACUCGCAUUAGUAUUAGCUGGAAAACCAAACGCUUUGCCUUCUUUUCUACGGAGCUGGCUCUUAAAUGACUUUGGCAGAAAGUAAAGGAACUAUUUAAAGCCAAGGCUUAGUGUUCCUUCUUUAUUAGGGGAACAGGUGAGAGAAAGCUGGGCAGCUAACAUUAGCAACUAUAUUAGUAACCAGACAAAGACAUCAGCAACUCACUAUAAUUGGGCUAUUAUGAGAGAAACAUCAAAGUCUGACCAGGUGCUUCCCUAAGUGAGCUUUUCUUCAGUUCCUCUCCUACAGUUCUUCAACUCCUCUCCUCAGUCUCUUCUUCUACUACCUUUAUCAGUAUUUAAAUACAAAGAGAGAAGCAGAAUUUAUGCAAAUGCUUUUGCUAUUUUUUCUUUCUUUUGGCUUGUGUAUUGUUCUCUGUAUUUUCAUUGUUGUGGUGUUUCCCAGCCUGGUCUUCAGGAACCACCAGAUGGUCCUGAUUGCUGCUCUUUCUGAGCUUCUGAAAACAUGGCCUAAGCCAAACAAUCAAACAUGUGCUGUUAUUUUUGAAAGUGUUGGCAGUCGUGCUUAUCCAGUGCUUUGGUGAUUAGCUGGAAAUCAUACAUGCCCUUAUGCUAGUGCAGAUUGGCUUAAGUCUAAAGAUGCCAACACAUUACAGCACUGCCAAUCAUGGGUCAGGAAAUAAGUUCUUACAGUACAUAGUGUACUUUUUUCAUGUUGAGUGUUAAUCUAAGUGCUCAUAAGUCUGCAAUCUGCAUUUAAGCAAAGGAAGGGACAAGGCAUUUCGGGAAGACUUCAUCCACAACCACGUGCCAGGAUUUAGGAGUCUGGAUGCUUGUCUUUCUUGUUUGUUAAAGCAGGGCCAUACUUGUAUUUCAAAGGGUUUGAGGUACACUGUGGGAUUUCACCUUUGUCAUUAAGUAGGCUGGUAGUUACAGCCUCAGACUCUCUGUGAACCAUGACAUCUUUUGUACACUUAUCUGGCCACAAGAUUCAGAAUCUUAGAGAUUGCAAUCUGAUUGCAUCUUCAUGCAUCUGUAUACAGACUUUUACAUAUCUAGAACAGGGGUCGUCAAAUGGUGGACCAUGGUCUGCAUGCGAACCCUGUAAAGUAUUUCAGCGGACCGAACCAAGUACUAGAAAAAUAUUGUAGCAGAGAUGAAAACACUUGCCAUUGUUCAAUGACUUUCGUUUACUAAAUCUGAACCAGCUCGACUUCUGUCAUGCUUUAUCCAAUCACGUGCAACUAUGUAAAUGAUUUUACAUAAGAGCCUAAUGCGAAUACGUCAGAAAGGGGUUAAUUUUCACAUUUCAUUUACUCUCGAUUGUCUGAUUUGUGAAUUGAUGGCAUCACUACGAUUUUAAAACAAAAGUCAACAGAAAAAAAAGAUUAUUUCAAGAAAUUUGGACAGAGAAGUAUGAGUUUAUUCUCCACCUGUGAGAGUCUGGUAAUGUAAAGUACCACUACAAAACCUUCAAAUUCAAAUUGUCUUAUUUAUAGCCAUAAACAAAACAUGAAGCAUGGUUAAGCGUUAUAAUGUAACAGUUGUCGCAAUUUUAGUAGUAGCUUAUCUGGAAUUUUGUAAACAAGGAAUUUUAUGCAGAUAGAUUUUAAUGCAGAUUUUAUUACAGAUUUUAGUUUAAAACCCCUGAACUAAGCUUUUUGGAGCUAGAUAUAGAAAAAAUCUGACUCUGUAGCAAAGAAUAUAUGGUCAGCUGGUUUGGAAGCUGGUAGAGAGCAAAAAUAGCACUGCCUGGAGGUUUGCCUAAGGGCUGAUUUGGGAAACACUUCUGUACUGUAAAGUGAAGUGAUGUUAAGAGCUUUGGGGCAUUUGCAUUAAGAAAAGAGGGUAAUAUGCCUGGGGAGUGGAAAUAUACAUAUCCCUCACCAAAGUACUGUAAUAUGCAACUUACUUCUUGAAUUUGGGGUUUUAAAGACAUUAAUAGGCUUGGAUAUGUGCAUGCUUUAAGGAAUGUGGCUGGAAUGAACUUGUUUUGUAAUUUCUUUUUAAAGGAAAAAAAGCUAAAGCUAAGCUUUUUUUGUUUUUUUCACUUUUUUUCAAGACUAGUUCUACUUAAUAGCAGAGUUUCAGCCCUGGUCUGUUAGUUAGGCAAAGUAGACCAACUGAAAAUUAUGGUAGCUCAAUCAUAACAACUAAUUAUGCACAAAGUGCAAUAUUAUCAUUUGAACAAAAAAUAUAUGUAUGUGCUGUGUUUUUUUUUUUUAAUUUUUAUUCUUUUAUUUUGGAGAAUGUGGUGUUUAUGAGAAGAUUAUCGGACAUUUUGUCUUGUCACAUCAUGUCUACAGCCCCUCACUGCCACAGUGUUUUCUAGGGUUCGAUUUUAUGUUGUUUUCUCGAUCUUUUGGAGACAUAAUUGAUGUGUUUGUAGCCGUGAUCUGAGCAUUCUGUCGACUCUAUAACCUUAAUCACUGCCACUGAUCGGUCCUUCACUUUUGAAGUGAGGACGUUUUCUACUAUUACAGGAGGUCAUAAGGUUGAUGGAGCGCUCAGAGAAAGUAGUGGACCAGCAUUAAUGUCUACUGCACAUGCAAAAAAUGUCUCAGGUAUGUUUUUUUUUUUUAAUCUGCCACUUGGAGGUACAUCGUUUUUACUUUUUCUACAUUUAAUACUCAAAUGUAUCUUAGUAAAAAGCCAUUUGGGAUUGUACCCACUUUUUUUUUUUUAAAAAGUUGUUACUGGCCAACUGUAAAACCUGUAAUCUCUGUGUUGUGCAGCACGUAUUAAUGCAUUCAAAGAUGAACAAAAAAGCUUGUUUUUUUAACUUUUCAGCCAUGCCAAGGGACAGUGAUGUUGAAUAUGACUGUUCAAACAACAGUGUUUUAUAAGCACACACAGCACAUACAAUGCGAAGUCUACAAUCUUAUAUUGCCACGUAUUAAUCCCUUUAAAAGAACCAUCAUGAUGUACUAAUGUGCUCUCUCUGUGCUCAUGUAUCUAACCACAACCCACUCAAUCCAGCAUGUAGCCUCUUAUUCCAGUAAAUACUAUUAAAUCACAGAGAUUUCCUCGCUGUUUACGUUUGUUGGGUUGGCGCUGGGUUGGUUGUUCUGUUCUUGGUAAAAUGUUGCCUCUUAAGUAGAUCCAAGACUAGUUUUUCAUCCCUAAAUCCUGGUGAAAACUGGCUUUGUAGUGCAUCUACCAAUUUGGAAGAAAGUGCUGGGCACGGAGAGAGCAACAAACAAUGUCAGGGUACUUUCUAGUAACCAGGGUAGCAACAUAAUUUUCAGAUCACUGCCUCCCAACAUGCCGUUUUUGAAAUUUUAGAGCACUUGAACAGCAUUCCAUGUGUAUCUGAGCAUACGACACUUCUAACACCAUUGUUGAGCAUUGGUCUAGUACCAUAUUCAAUGAUAGCAGAGUUUAUAAGGACAUAUCAGAAAGAUCAAUUCUUACAUUUUUACAUGAGGGCUAAAUAACAACAAAUUCACCAAACAAUUGAAAUCGCUACAUUAAUUAUUAAAUAAAACCAAUCAUACCAUAGUAAGAGCCAACAUUCUUUAAAACCUGGAUUCUUAGACUCUAUCUAGUCUUGAUCCCUUAAUAGAUUAGUUCAAUGCAACAAUUCUUUUUAGUAAUGCUGGUGUAAAUUCGCAUGAGUCUGUACAAAGAAUUUCUGCAUUUAACCGAGUCCUGGAGUUGCUCCUCUAAUCCCCAAAAGGCAACUUCUAACUUCAGUCAUGUCACAAUAGAAAAGAUACAAAGCCAUAGCAGAACUUUAAUGGGCAGUUUGUAAGGUCUUUUUAAUUUUUUCCCUCCAUUUUCUUCCCAAUUUGCUCACCUGUUAAUUCCCACCCACUAUCCAGCUCUCACCUAACACAUAACAGCUACCAACUGGGGAGUUUAAAGGCUAACACAUACGUCUUCUGAGACAUGUGAAGCCAGCCAAAUGUAUCUUUUCAAGCCGCCUGAGCACAGUGUAACACACUUGGAGGAAAACGCUUUCUGCCUUCUUCUGCAUACAUGAGCUCACAGACCCCCAUGAUUGGCUAGUUUCACUGUGAUUGACAGGGGAAAGAGAGUAUGCCAUCCCUCCCACCCAGAAAGCCCAGCCAAUUUUGCUCCAUUGUGGCUCCCAUCCACAGAUGGCUGUGGCAUUGUCAGGAUUCGAACGUGCAAUCUCUCAAUGAUUGGGCAAAUGCUUUUCUGUGUGUAUGUUGCACCACUCAGGAGCUCAGUUUGUAAUUUCUAAACAUGUUUUACACAUGAUAAACUGAUAGUAUUUCAAAAAUACUUUAGAACAACUGUCAUUCAUAAUAUUUUGUUACAUUUAUGCCUUUUUUUGUUAAAUUUUUCUGGUCUGGAAAUCAUCUCCAUCAUCUCCAAUCAUAGUUGGUUCUAUUUCCCUUAAUAUAAAGAAAUUAAGUAAUUUCAACCACAGUGGGCAUGGUGGUGCAAAGGGUAGUGUUGCUGCCUCCUAGCUCCAGGGUCUAUGGUUCGAUCGUGAUUGUGGGUUACUGUCUGUAAAGACUUUUACAUGUUCUGCAGGUUCUCUGGUUUCCUCCUACCUUCAGUAACAUGACAGUAGUUGGUUUGGCUACUCUUAAUUGCUCUAUGUGUGAAUGAGUGAUUUCCUGCAAUGCUUUUGGGAAGCUCUCAGGCCCUGCUCAGGCUGUUUUCCUUCCACAAGUCAUGCAUAUUUUAACAGAAAUGGGGGUGGGGUCAGAUGGGAUGGAAAGAACACCUGUCAAAGUUUUCCUUGCAAUCGCAAUUUGCCCUACAGACAGCACAGGGCUCAAACCGCUCCUUUAAGGGCAUUUAAAGGAUACUGAGACAUUUAAGAAUACAUAGAAUUUAAGAAUCCAUGAGUUUGACUUUUUCCUAAAGCCAUAUAAAGAAAAAGCUGGUGUUUGUGUAUGCAACUUAUUGCACUGGCAUUACAGCAUCAUAAACACCAUAAAGUUUCAGGAAGAAAUACAAUCUGUACUAAUAAACACUAUGGCUCCAUGCUGGAAGCAGGAUUUAUUGGUCAUUAUGCACAUCUAGCUUUUUAAGGUUAGUCUGCACCUUGAGACCGUUAUGUCAUGAUAUCAAUCGUAUAAUGAUUUACUCAUGAGUAGGGGUUUGGAUUUGUGUACAAUGCGCACUGGAUUUUUAAAAACCAGUUUUAAAAGUUUUAAAAAUAUCAUUUUUUUUAAUUCUCGGAAAAGAGUUGGAAUAACAUCAAGUCAUACAAAUAUGUGCACAAACCUCACUCGCCAAAAAUAAUAAAGUCGUACAUGUCUUCGCUGUCUAAAGCUGCCGCAAAAAUAAACAUUCAGAAGUCUAUCUUUAACCAAGAAGUGAAAUUGUCACAAACAGCUGCCAAAGUGGCAGCCUGCUGUACUUGUUAAUAUAGACACAGCUGCGCUCUACUCUUCACAUUCUUCACACAUUUUAAACAUUCAGGUUUGCUGAGCCAUCUGACACAUAUUUAGUCUAUAAAAAUCUCAUCCAUAGCCUUAGCUAGGGUUCUUCAGAAUUUCUUCAAUGUACUCGUUUCUAAUUUUUAGAAGAAAAGAAAAAUCUGUUGUUUGGAUCACAGAUGUUUUAUAUCUGAAUGAAUUUAUGUAUGUUUCUGACUUGUGUACUGUACAUAAUGAGUGAAUUAAACACCUUGAAUGUUGAAUGAGA